AUGAGAUCCAAUUUAGCAGAAAAUGAAAAUACAGCGGAAAAUUUAAAGUUUGCAUUAGAUAAUCCUUUGUUUAGUGAUAUAAAGCUAAAAGGAAACGACGGAGAAGAAAUAAAUGCUCAUCGAAUAAUAUUAGUGGCACGUUCAGAGGUGUUUAGGCUCAUGUUAUUGAAUGAAAUGAAAGAAUCCACGCAAAAUGUGAUAGAAUUUCCAGAGUUUUCCUCGAAAACUUUACACGUUAUUCUUGAAUAUUUAUAUACCGGGAAAGUGACCGAGAAGACGUUGAAGAUAGAAAUCAUUGCUAAAGCUUUUCAUAGUGCUGAUUAUUUUUUACUUGAUCAACUAAAACUUCAAAUUACUGAGUUUGUUCUACAUGAUAUAAAGAACAAGGAAAAUAAGAUAAAUAUUUCAGCCAGGAUCCUAUCUCAACUUUUGGAAUGUAUGGAUAAUGUUAAUAAUGAUUUAGUUGAUACACUUUACAAUAUCAUUAAUUCUGCUCCAUUAAAAUCUAUUGAAUAUUGUAAUUUAAACGAUAAAGCGUUGAAUUGUGUUUUAUCAAAGAACAAAAAGGAAGAGAAUAAUCUUGAAUAUGAAUUAUUAUAUUACAUCAUAUUAUGGGCUGCGAAUAAAAUCUCGGAAGAAGCUUUAUUAUUUUAUAAGUCAUAUUUACCUUCUCCAGAAAUUAUUGAAAUAUUUAUCACUACACACGUGAAAGGGUGGAACGGUAGUUUCCUAUCUAACCCGGAAGAAUCUCAUGCUAAAUACCGGUCAACAAUGUUAUCAAUGACUUCAUCUUUACUUAAAUAUGUGGAUUUAGGACAGAUUCAUCCAUCGGUUAUUUCCGAAAUAAUUGAACCUCUUGACGGUAUAAUUGAUUCAGAUAUGUUACUAGAUACAUAUCGGAAAAAAGCUUUAUUAGCUGAAACGUAUCUUAAUAUAUUGAAGAAUGUUGCUUCAUUUCAAUGGGAUGGUCGCGCGCGUGGUAAUAAAAUGCGAUUUGAUAAAAGUCCUUUUAUUGCUUUUACGUAUUCCUCAUCACAUGAAUGGAUUAGAACAUCAUUACCAAUUAUCGAAGGUUUAUUGGAAUGGAAUAUUGUGGUUGAGGAAAUUUGUAGUUAUUUUUGGGUUGGAAUUUGUACAGAAAAUGGAUUUGACGUGGAUUACAACUCAUGGCUUGGAAAGCAAGCAUACGGAUGGGUUCUGGGUUCGAAUGGAAUAAUCUGUCAUGAUACGCAGCAAGAGAAUGGACCUUAUACAGAUAAAUAUGGAGAGGAAUUUGUAACAGAGACGACGUUGAAGGUUGAAAUCAUUGCGCAUUAUUUAACAAGCCAUGAGGAUAGAAUCAAUAUUUCUAUCUCAACUAUGGAUACUUCUAAUAAUGACGUUGAUCCAAAUUGGAAUAUGAAUUAUUUCAUUACAUUAAUCUCGGAAGACGCAUUAUCACUUUAUCAGUCAUAUUUGCCUUCUUCAGAAAUAAUUGCAAGGUUACAUGCAAAAGUGGAAGUAAUUUCCAAUAUAAUUGUAUUUCUUAACGGUAUAGUUGACUUUAAAACAUAUCGGAAACAAGCCUUAUUAGUUGAAAAGUAUUCUGGUCGAGGGCUACUCGUGGUAGAAAAUUCGCGUCCUGAUAACAGCAACACCAAUGAGUGGUCAAAACUUAUUUGA
This is a messenger RNA of Funneliformis caledonium, 1662 nucleotides long. The record is from the annotation of a GenBank genome assembly. Lineage: Eukaryota; Fungi; Glomeromycota; Glomeromycetes; Glomerales; Glomeraceae.